CGGAGACGUAAACAGGAUUUGGUUGACGAUUUUUUAAUAUUUUUUUUGUUAAUUUAAGGAUGAGGAUUUUUUAAAAUCAUGUUCACUCCCUGGUUGAGACAAUUUAGUCAUCUUGCCUCCAGUUGAAUGACUAUUAUGCAGUAAAAUUUCUGUGCGCAUUGCCAGUGAAGUGUAAUGCGUGGUGUAAAUUUACUAAUCUCUGCUGAUUUUUCUUACAGUUUACAGUGCUUACAGUACCGUAAGUAAAUUUCCAUGAAAUAUAACAAGUAAGUAGCAGCUUCAUAACUACAUCAGUUCAGUCAUAAUCACUCAAUCAGUGUGCAUUGAUAAAGCCCGGUUGAGGCUGUUCUUUUAAAUCUUGUCUUAAUCAACUUAGUCUCAAAUUUACGUUAAAAGUUACAAUAUGAAUGUGUGAAAUUAAUUUUGAAACCGAAUUUUUUUAAACACUAUUUCAGUGAAACUGGUUGUUACAAACACUCUAAAAGACAAAAUUAUUAUAAUUAUGCCACAAAGUUCACAAAUACUAAUCUGAUAGUAGAAUAAUAAUAUAUAAUAGGCCUAAAUGAUAUGCUAUGCCGUGCCUAGUAUUAUGGCUUAUUUAAACUUAUAAUUUAUAUUCAUAAUUUAAUAUUCAAGGUGAAGUCAAAUCAUUGAUACAACUAAGUAAAUUUUUUUUUUUUUUAAUUUAAAUGAAAAAAGUGGGUGAGGCUAAUCCAUGCAUUACAAAAAGUCAAAAACAUAGGCUACUAUGUUACAUAGCACUAGGGACCCUACCACUUCUUAUGUUGUGUACUAUUAUCAUUUGCCAUCCAUACUCUCCCAGAGCCCAGAGUGUUUUAAAAACUAUUGUGUCCACUGUCCUUUGGCGGAGUUUCGACCUGGGUAUUUCAAUAUACAUACUGAUAUCCGUGGUUGCUAUCUCCACUACCAUUCCCUUUUUUUUUUCAGGUGAGAGGGGGCCCAUUUCAUUUCCUUCAGAAAAAAUGCUUGGCAACUCUAAACCCCCCCCCCCCCCCCCCAACUUAAAAAAAAAAGUGGAUAGUAAAUAUUUCUAGUGACCAUUCAAUGACUUUGUAAAGUUCAUUAUCAGCUGCCUUUGUGUCUCAUUUUAAUCUUCUCUCUAUUGAAAUUCCAAUCGUGUCUCAAUUUUAAAGUGCCCCCCCCCCCCGCGCCAACUUAAAAAAAAAACAACACAUCUUUUUACUAUAAAAUGGAUACAACUUAUUAUACACCAAGCCUUAUGUAGGUGUAGUUGAUGGCAUUAUUAAUAUUGACAUGGUCAUGGAACUUUAAGUCUGAAACUCUUAUUUAUUAGCAUUUUAGGCCAAAAUUUCACUAAACCUAUAACUAUUGGCUUGGUGGUUAAACAGUUUUUAAAAUCAUUACUAACUGGAAGGUCUAGCAAUAUAUUUUUGAAUUAUAAUUUAUAUCUAUUCAAUUGUUAUUAUAAGACCACUAUAUGAAAGUGAAAGGUUAUUUGAUUUUUUCAUCAAAAUCAAAUAUAAAAUUUUAUGUUUAAAAAGGUUUACUAAACAACCAUAAGCCUUAUGAUAUCAAAAAGAAAAUAUUGAUGUGACAUACAAAUGAAUAGUAUGAUAGCUUUAAAAUUUAUUUUAAAAAAUAAAGCAAAGGGGAGUGACUUAUAGGUCACUGGAAAAAAUAUAUAAAUCAUUAUGACAUUAUUUAUACAUUUUUAAAAUUAUUUUGCAGUUUCAUCCCUUUCAAAACAAGAUGGGUCAGUCACAUGGAGGAAUGCUUUUGAAUAAAGAUAAGGGGGACAUUAAAUUUCUUAAUGCAGACAGGAAUAUAGUGAAAGAAGAAAUUGUUUUACCAGAAGGAGAAAAGGGGAAAUUGGCUUUUGUUCUUCACAAUGUAAUUUCAAGGGAGGUAAGGGUUAAACAUUGUUAUGUGUGUUUUUGUUCUUGCUAGUGUUAAAUAAAAUACAGAAUAAGUUUUUUUUAUAUUUAGAUCAGCGGUUCUCAACUUGUGGGUCACGACCACUUUGGGGGUCGAAUGAACCUUACACAGGGGUCGGCUAAGACCAUCAGAAAACACAUAUUUAUGAAGCAGCAACAAAAAUAAUGUUAUGGUUGUGGGUCAUAAAUAAUGUUAUGGUUGUGGGUCACCACAACACAAGGAAUUGUAUUUAAGUAUCGCGGCAUUAAGAAGGUUGAGAACCACUGAUUUAGAUGGUUAACCCUGUGUGUGCAGUAAGUUAUUAUUUCUUUGAGAUACUGGGUAUAUCUUAGAGCUCCAAAAUAUCUGUAUUUUUAAUUAUUUUAAAUGACAGUGCUAAAAAAAUCUCAUCUUAUAGCUAUAGGCCUGAUUAUUUAUUCCCUUUUUCCUAAGUCUAAACAAACUUCUAUACAUAAUAAUAAUUUUUGUCUAAGAGUGUGUCCUUGGCCUUUAUUCCACAAAAGUGUCCAGGCAACAUUAAAUAUUAAGAACCCCUGUAGUAAACGCAUUUUUAAAUUAACCCCAUAAAGUUGAUUCCCUUCAUCUUCUUCUGUAUCCAUGGGAUGAGAGACUUCUUACUUAAGUUAGCCUUCUCUGAACAGAAGUGUAUGGUCAAAUGUGAGAAUGUCAGGAGUAUGUUUUUGAACAAUGACCUUGUUUCAUUUAUUCCCAGGAAUGUCAGAGCAUCAUUGAUGACACAGAAAAACGGGGCUAUGACGUGGCAUUACUAAACGUUGGCCAAGACAAGUAGGUAUUAUGGGGCAUUAGUUUGCCUGCAGUAUAUGAGGUUAGACUAUGCAUAUUUAUGUGAGUGUAUUCAUGUUGGUAUGUUUAAGUGGUGAACAGAGAUUGUUCAUGUAGAAUAUUAAUUGAGUGUUACAGGUUGUCUGCACUGAAAAAAAUAUUGGUUGCAUUUUAAUGCGGAUGUAUAAGUGGAUUAAUGAGGCUCACAGUUUUUUUAAUAAUGAUUCUGUGCUGUUGUAUAAUUUGUCAGUGUAAGUGUAGUGUUAUUGUGAUGACGAAAAGUGGAAUCUUGAAUUCUAGUAUGAUUUAAUGGAGGGGAUGGCUGUCCGGUCAAGUAUGUCAACACAAGAACUUGACAUACAAAACGUAUAAGCUCGAUUUCAAUAUUUAAACAAGCAAAACAACACUAUCAGCGGAUGGGCCUCGCCUUGGAUGAUGGCUCAUGUAAGAGAGGGAAACUCUGAUUGCAAACCUCCGCUGACAUGCGGCUACAAAACCAUGGUGAAAGGCUAAGGGAGACAACCCAAGGGAAUGAUCUCCAUAAAAGAAAUGCCAAACUAUAAAUAAAAACAUAAAUUAAUUAUAUAUUUAUUACUUUGGGUGGUGUCCUUCCUUAAAUUUGGGCUUUUUGUAUUAAUUGAAGAGCAGGGAAUGAACCAUGUAUGAUGUCCAUUUGGUGAUUUUAUUCAUCCAUUUUGUGAAUUUAUUAAUUUUAGGCAAGCAUUGGUCACAGAAGUCCGUAACAGCAAGCGGUGCAUCAUUGACUCAGUGGAGUAUGCAGAUGAACUCUGGAGCAAAAUUAAAGAAUUUGUACCUGAAGUUUUCAAGGGAAGGAAAAUUUUGGGCCUUAAUGAGAGGUACAAAUGUUAAGAUUUGGUAAAAAAUUUUUUGGACUACAUUGACUAAAUUUAAUCAUUUAUUUAAAUAAGUUUCUAUGAGCAGGAUUGUUGUUCAAAUGAUAUUAUUCCUCUGCGUGUAGUUUGGCGGUCGACUGUUUAUUCUGAGCAGUUCAUCACUGCUGUAAAUCAUAUAACUGUUUAUAUAACUCUAUUCACAAGAAAUUUGCACAUAACUGUAAUCACAAGAAAUGUUUAUAUGCCGGGUAUAACUGUAUUCACAAUUAAUGUCUAUAUAACUUUAUUCACAAGAAAUGUUUAUAUAACUGUAGUGACAAUAAAUGUUAAUAUAACUUUAUUCAAAAGAAAUGUUUAUAUAUUUCAAAACCCUUCAAUUAUUAAAUAAUAAUAAAAUUAAGAGUGAUGUCAUCAUCAGUAAACUGAGCUCAACAUCUGCCAGUCAGAUGAAUUGGCCUAUAUUUUUCACAACAUCUGCCUGUCAGACGAAUUGGCCUAUAUUGUUCUCAACAUCUGCCAGUCAGAGGAAUUGGCCUAUAUUGUUAUUUCAUCCCUUGUCCCAACACAUUACUUUUUAGUAAUGAAAAUAAGUGAUAUGAUAAUGACAUGAAUUUUACACUGAGAAGCCCAACAAAUGAACUCAAUCCAGAGAAUCUGUCUUGUAUUUUGUCCAACUAAUUUUGAGCUGAACUGCCCACAAGCAACUUUUUCACUUCAAAACGUAUUUUAUUUUUCAACAUUCUGCCAGAAAACACAGACCUAAAACUGUCCUACUUGAGUAUGAGUUGCAUUCAUGUUUUUCGUGUGCUCCACAGACUACGGUUCCUUCGAUAUGAACCGGGAGAUUAUUUCAGAUGUCACCUUGAUGGCUCUUUCGUCAGAGACAAUGGAGAGACGAGUUUGAUUACACUCAUGUUGUAUCUUAAUGAGGUAAGUGUUAUUUUGUUAUCUUUUGGAGUGGGGGUGGGGCUAAUCCUACUCUGAAGUCAUUGAUUUUUAAAUUUAAACUACCGGGUAUCUGUAACAAUGAAUAUGUAACCUUCUUAUGGAUGAUGGCACUUAUGGUUCAGUAAAGUUACUCAUACAAUGUUAGCUAAAACUGUGAGUUCAAUGUAAGCGAUGGCUUGCCGCUAUUAAUUGAAUAAUUCAUUCACUCCUCAAAAACUGUCUCUUUCUCUCUCUUAAGAAUCGACAAUGUUCAAAUUAAUAAUAUACACAGCACUUUAUUACAUAUACUAAAUAAGUCAAAUAAUUCCUUGAUAUAUAAGGAUACUAUUGUAACAAUCAUAAUUGCUAUGCAAAACAUAUAUAUGUACACAUGUUCAAUAAUACUCCAUCUAAUAUUAAUUCAAUAAUCCAUUAGAAAAAUUCAACGUCCUCUCUCAUUCAAGAUAUCUCCCAAUUCUGCUCUACUUAAAAAAACAUGAAUUCUUCUUACGCUAUAAAAACUAGUCCCCGCUUUUCUCGUGUUUUACUUUAUUAUCAUUAAAUCACUACUCCAUUGUGCCGUGGGGAUAGAUAUUAGUGUCAUGUGAAAAUUCCUAGAUAACUUGGUCUGUUACAGUAUCUUAGAAGAAUUAAAUUAAAAUCCAUUUUUUCUUUUAGGUCCAUAGAUAAACAAAUGCGCUUUUUCUGCAAAGUUUCAUUUUAAAAAGCCUUCCAAAAUCUUAUUGGGAUUAGCAGAUUAUUAUUAUUUUUUUUAAAGAAUAUUUUCCAAUGAUUGAAAGAUAACUAAAAUAAAACAAUAAAUAACUUAGCCUAACUAAGCAUGGAGAGCAAAGUCACUUGAUGUCAUCAGAGCUACUAAUAUCCAAACUUUCUCUGUCAUACAUUUUUCUUUUAAAGUUAACAUUUGACAUAAAUAGGAUUGGAGACAAAAGAGAUUCCCCUCAAUGAAGUCUCUCAACUAUCUGGUAGUGGAGAGACGAGAUUUCCCUCGAUGAAAUCUCCAUAUUAUCUGGUAGUAACUUACAUUGCUCAGCUGAGUUUAGACAAAAAGUUAAUUUUUUAAAUAUGGAACUACCUUAUAAGUUUGCUGUACACGACCGAGUAUGGAGUAAGCAACUCACGUCUUUUACAUCUGUAUUACGUUGCAGGACUUUGAAGGAGGCGCGACGACAUUCAUUGGCAGAGACGAUUCAAAGGUUCCACUCAUUCCUAAAACAGGUCAGUCAGGGCUGUAACUCUCACUCACUUUCAUAAUUCUAUUAAGCUCAGCUGAUUUGUCCACAUCUGUUCUAGUUGGCCUUGGAAGUAAUAAAAAAAAAAUUCAGUUACAAAAAUUUAAAGAAAAGUUAUAUGAAUAUAUUUGGUUAGUCAAGCCGUUUUUUUUUCAGUUCUCAAUAUGAUAACCAAUCAAGAAAUGUUUAUAUCUAACAUUGACUUUUCAAACAUUCAUCCUGAAAUUACUUACUCACUUAUGCCUUUUAGUCCAUUUGGGGCACAGGCCGUCUGCAAGAAUUUUCUAUUCAUCUCGGUCCUAUGCUUUCCUUUCCAGUUGCUUCCAGGUGUAUCCCAUACUUUGUGUGUGUGCGCCUCUAACUCCUCGUCUCCAUGUAUUCAUUGGCCUUCCUCUUUCUAUUUCCCUGUGGAUUCCAUGUUAGGUAUUGUCUGGCGAUAAUAUCUAUAGGUGUCUGAAGAGUUGUCCCUAUCCACCAUCGUCUUUUUGAAACGGAGUGUCGUCUACCUUGAGGCUUCCAGGAUAACCUUGAGGCUUCCAGGAUAACCAAGCUUGAGAUGCAAGACUUUAUAAUUCAUCUUGAGAAAAAAGAAGUCUUCCUUAUCAAAGUUGAAAUUGUUUUUGUUUUUUUUCCUUCUGCUUUUCUGUAGCAAUAGUUUUUUUUACAGGUGAGGUUGCUUGUUUCAAGCCAACCCUUUGGCACCUGGGGUUGGGUGCGGCGAUAACGGAUUUAAUGCAAUAAGGUUGCCAAGCCAACCCUUUGGCACCUGGGGUUGGGAGCAGCAAUGAGGGAUUUAACGUAAUAGGGUUGCUAUGCCAACCCUUUGGCACCUGGGGUUGGGAGCAGCAAUGAGGGAUUUAACGUAAUAGGGUUGUCAUGCCAACCCUUUGGCACCUGGGGUUGGGAGCAGCAAUGACGGAUUUAACGUAAUAGGGUUGCAUAUCUCCCCCCCAAAAAAUUAAGAAAAAACUGUUUCUUCCUUCUGUUACUAAAGGUUCUGUGUUGUUAUUUGAGCACUUCAUCUACCACGAGGGCUCCGAGGUCAUAAAAGGCAGGAAGUAUGCCAUGAGAACAGACAUAAUGGCUUCCAAAAGCACGGGACAAGUACGGUGAUAUUCUGUACUAAAACCUACAGCCAAUGUUCCCUUCUAAAAAUUUACAGACUAUAUAUAUAUGUUAUAGUAAUGUUUUUUGACUAAUGGGUUGCACUGUAUAGAAAUUUGCAUAUACCACACGCCCAACAGGCAAAAUGUGUCAAAAUAAUAAAAUAAAAUUAUUCGAUUUUAAAUUACUGGAAAUCAUUUGUUUAUUUUCAAAUGUGGUAGUCAGCCAGCAAUAUUGAACACGUCAGUUCCAUACUUUUUCACCAGCUCCAAGUUCUUUUCAUCAUUAUCUAAUUCCUCCCAGUUCGUGCAGUUCUUUGAAACUUCUAGGGGCCUCAUUUUAAUGGUAAAUGAUACAAAUUAAGUAUGAAAAUAAAUUCUGGCAAUAUUUACAGUAUCGGUAUGUAGUCUUUUUAAUAACAGGAAUGACCAGUUUUGUUCAGAUGUUUGAUGUACCAGCGUAAUACUUCAUAAAAUAGGGUCAAGACACUUGGUAUAUUUUAUAUACAGUAAUUGAUAACCGCAGAGACAGACUGCUUAAAAUUGUUUUUAAAAAUCUUAAUUGAAUGUAAAACUCUAUGAAAUUCAUUAUUAAAUCUUAAUUGAAUGUAAAACUCUAUGACAUUCAUUAUUAAUUUUCUGUUUUGCAGGUAUUUGACAAUUACAAAAAUAUGUAUUAAUUAAUUGUUAUUUCAUUUCUUUUUAAUGUCCUUUGUCAAAUUUGUAUUCAAAAUACAUUUAAAAAAUUUGGCGAUCAGGUGAACAUAUGUAUUUAUCAAUUUUUUUUGUCAGUUUUUUUAAAACAAUUUUUUUGCUAAUCCUGUGAUAUGUAGUUAGGUCCACAUCAAGCUGUAAUCUAGUCUACAUCAUGCUGUAAUCUAGUCUACAUCAUGCUGUAAUCAAGUCUACAUCAUUCUGUAAUCUAGUCUACAUCAUGCUGUAAUCAAGUCUACAUCAUGCUGUAAUCUAGUCCCCCUCUUGUAAAUCUCUCAGAUCUUUUCAAUUUUACAUUUAACUUGCACUUGGAGGUAAACCUGGCCAGUAUGACACCAAUCAGGACACCACCCAGACACAAUCCAACAGAAAGGCCAGCAAUUCUCCCUGAAAAUAGUUAUUUUUAAAAAUCCAAGUGUUGAUCCAUGUUCUUUACUCAAAUAGAAAUAAAAAAUGUAAAAAAUAUUGUGGACCAAAUAAUUGUAAAUUCCUCACUCAACAUCAAAACUUAUUUUGUUGUGUUCUAUCAUUGGUUCAUGUGCUGAUAAAGGAUCCAGUUCCUAGAACUCUUUGACUGUUGCUUGUUUCUUUGUUAAUUCCUUGUUUCUGCCUCAACAUCAAAACUAAUUUUGUUGUGUUCUAUCAUUGGUUCAUGUGCUGAUAAAGGAUCCAGUUCCUAGAACUCUUUGACUAUUGCUUGUUUCUUUGUUAAUUCCUUGUUUCUGCCUCAACAUCAAAACUAAUUUUCUUGUGUUCUAUCAUUGGUUAAUGUGCUGAUAAAGGAUCCAGUUCCUAGAACUCUUUGACUAUUGCUUGUUUCUUUGUUAAUUUCUUGUUUCUGCCUCAAAAUCAAAGUGGUUUUUGUUCAACUGUACAAGUACUACAAUUACAAUUCUUUAAAAAAUUGUGUGGCAAAAUAAAAGAAUAUUUUUAGCAUCAAAUCGACAUGUGAAAUAUGCCAGGGUUUUGAGAUGGUCAGCAUUAAUAUGUCUGACAGAAUUUUUGAUACCAGUAAUAUAAAAUAUAUAUUAAUUACUUACUAAAUAGGUGCAUCUAUACCGGUAGCCUACUACUUAACCAUAACAUUAUGGAGCACGUACCCAUAUAUCAAUACCCUAGUAUUAUGGUACACUCACCUGUAGACAACCCUAGUAUUAUGGUGCACUUACCUAUAGACCAAAACUGUUCUUGGGAAUGUUCAUCUGCUGAGACAACAUACAAAUAGCCAUAAUCUUAAUGAAUUCACUUGUACAUUCCCAAUUGUUGAUAAAAAUUUAUUUUCUAGAAAUAUUGUAAGUCUCAGUUAAGACAUUAACGUUAUUAUGUUCAUGAAGUAAAUUUAAAAACUCAAGGGGGGUCAUUUUGUUACAUUUUAAAAUUUGGCCGACGUUUUCAUUAUCUGUUUAAUUAUCUAUUAAUAAUUAAUUAACAAGGAAAACAUACUUAUUGAAACACAUUGUUUUGCUGCCUGUACUUGGGUUGUCUCCCUUGCAGAUGCUUGGGUUACCUCCCUUGUAAGUGCUGAUGACACCAGAGGGGAAGCACUUUGAGGUGGCAUUUUUUUGUCUGUUGACCCUGUUGUUGUUGUCAUGGGGGGAACUGACAAAGUUGUUGUUGACGUCCAGUGCACAUCUUCUGUGCUGACCACGCUUGUUGUGACCAGAGGGUCCGAAAAAACUAUGACAGAACCAUUGGCAUAAUGGAUCUCAUUCCAUACAGACCAGGGAACACCCACAAAUGUUGUGGAAACAUUCUGGCAUAAAUAAAAUAAACGUGUUACAGAUUUCCUCCAUUGCAUUUAUCAAUAUUUUUCGUGUGACAUUAGCUGAUCAGCGCCCCUUCACAUUCAUAGUUAAACAGGAUUAAAAUAUUUAGAAAUGUAUAAUUGUGGUGACAUUCCAUUUCCGAAUAAUGUUCAUAUUAUGAUGGUGAUACUUAUAUAUACAUUUGAAGCAUGAAUAAGAAUAAAAAUGCUAUUGACAUUAAUGUCCAAGACAUAUAUUUUAUAAAUGUCCAUUACAAAAUUAAAUGUCUUUUUUACCCAAUAAAAGUUUGGUACUGUUUCCUGAAUUUGAAAUUAGUCUUUAAAAAAAAAGAACUGACCAGUCAGUCUGACCAGUCAAUCUGACCAGUCAAUCUGACCUGUAAGUCCAAUGUUAUUAUUGCUACCACCUACUUUCAUCUGCUCAUAUAACUUAACAUAACAUCAUCAAAAUCUUGCUGAAUUCACUUGUACUAAUAAGGAAAGCUUAGGGGCUAUUCAUAUAGUCAAGAGCACUGAGAGGGGA
Molecule: messenger RNA, 9839 nt
Organism: Lymnaea stagnalis (great pond snail)
Lineage: Eukaryota; Metazoa; Mollusca; Gastropoda; Lymnaeidae
Source: the annotation of a GenBank genome assembly